GGCGGCUCGGACGACCUGGGGCUUAUAAGAGCGGGAUAUCGCCGACCAACCCGCGGUUUCGGUUUCGAGUCUGAAAAGGCACCGAAUUCCCAGUAAUGUCGGUAGCGGCGGAGGACCGCUGAACUGCGCAGAGUUCGUCUCAGUCGGAGCAGGGGAGCCCGGACGGAGGCAGAGAGGCGACGAGGGCUUGUCCGUGCCUUUAUCUCUUUUUCGUUAUUAUGCCCGAUUCGAACGCUCGCUGCCGACACGACCCGCCGAGCCCAUGGUGAAGAGAAAGAAGACGCCGCCCGCCGCCGAAGAGCACGAAAACGGAAUGACGCUGGGCUUAAGGGAAGGCGUCGGUGUCGGCGGGGGGAAGACUUCGUCCCGAAAGCCCGGCGGUUGCGACGACGAGGAGAGCGGAGAUCGGGGGGACGAGGAGCGUCGUACAAAGGGAGAUGGAGUGGAAAUUCUUAAUCCGUCGGCCGCGGGCAGCCCCGCUCCGGCGCCGGUCCUCCCCGUCCCCGCGCCGGCUUCGGUCCGGCAGAGCCAGACCCCGGCUGACCCCGUUCCACCGAGCCACGACCAGCAUCAUUUUCUCCGAUCGAGCGUUCGACCUCCGAGCAAACGGAUCCGGAAGGAUCCCGCCGGCUCCACCAUCAAUGGACAUGGCGGGGCAAAAUCGAAAGAGAAUGGCUCUUCCUCCCAUGGGGCUGCAGGUCAGUCAGGUACUGUGCCUGGCUCCACUGGGGGCGUGUCCAAGGCCUCUAGGGCCCAAGGCCCUGCUGACAAAGAGGAGCAAGCAGGUAACCAAAAGAGAGCCCGUCGCCAGUGGGAGUCCUGGAGCGCAGAGGAUAAAAACAGCUUCUUUGAGGGUCUCUAUGAGCAUGGGAAGGAUUUUGAGGCUAUCCAGAACAACAUCGCCAUGAAGUAUAAGAAGAGAGGCAAACCAGCCAACAUGGUGAAGAACAAGGAACAAGUCCGCCAUUUCUACUACCGCACCUGGCACAAGAUCUCCAAACACAUUGACUUUGCCAAUGUGUACUCCCGGGUGCUGAAGAAAUCCUCCCAAGAGUUGUACGGGCUUAUCUGCUACGCCGAGCUGCGUAAGAAGGUUGGAGGAUUAAUGGAUGAUAAGAAUGUGGCAAAGCUCAACGAACUCAUCCAGCAGGGGGCCACCACGGUGCGCUCCAAAGGCAGGAACUUGCGAAUCAAAGCACCCAUGUGUCGUGCACUGAAGAAACUCUGUGACCCAGAUGGAAUAAGUGAUGAGGAGGACCAGAAACCAGUGCGUCUCCCCCUGAGGGUGGCAGUGGAGCUCCAGCCACGCAGUAACCACUCUUGGGCCCGCGUUCAAAGCUUGGCCCACAACCCUCGCCUCAGGAUGAUGGUGGAGCUCCACAGGAAAGUCUCCAGCCUAAUAGAGUACCUGAAACAGAAAUGGGCCUUCCACGACCAGCGAAUUCUGAAAAGUCUACAGGAGAGAGAGGCUCUGGAAGGAAGCCAGUUGAGUGCAGUCUCUCCCAGCAAGUUGCAAAAGGAGGAGGAGCUGUUCCUUUAUCCGGGCGAGAGCAGCACAUUGAUUCCACUGCCUGGUGUAGCGCGUGUGGUCCACUCCAAGGCCUCAUGCACUGUGCACUGGCAGGAGAGUGGCAAGAACCGCCCUGGCUUAAAGGAAUUGCCCGCAGCCCAAAUUCUGGGAAUCCAGACAGCUCAGCCCCCUCGGGGUGGGGCUAAAUCGGGACGUGGUAGCACUUCUGCUGCUAGCGUUACAAUGUUGGUUGACACUCGUCGCCCAGAGCCUCCUACCCCUACGCCUACCCCUGAGCCUCCACCAGACAAUACUGCUCGAACAGAGGAGAGGAAACCCCCCUCUUCGUCUCUGCCACCCUCCACUCAGCAGGUCCUGGCUCCCAGAGUGGAUGGGAGCGGUUCAGGGUCUCUGGAUGAGGGAAAAACAUGUACUGCAUUAGAGGUCAGUGGUGGGGUAGUGGGGGCCAAAGACAAGGAGAGACUGUUAGAGCCCUCAUCAGAUCAGUUUAAGGAGGAGCAGAACGCCAGCACCUCCUCCCCUGAGGCUGCCCGGACUCCUCCGGUCAAGUCUCACGUUGCUCGCUUAGAUGAGGGAGCCCCACAGCUGGGCAGCACUGCCCCAACAGCCAAAGAGCGGACUAUUGAGCAGAUCAGAGAGGAAGGCUGGAGUGUCCGCGGUACAGAGAACGUCACCCUGGCAGAGCUCUACCUGAUGCUGGGGAAGCCCAACAAGCUGCAGCUGGAGUAUGAGUGGCAGCCCACUGUGCCAUUUCCGCCUCCUCCCCAAGAAAACGGACAAGCAUCGGCAUUCCCCCAGCCUCAGCCGCCCUCCAGUACACACCGUGUUCUACGCUGCCUGCUCAGGCUCGUAGCAACAGAGGUCAACCCAAAACCCCUGGCUCCCGAGCUUUGCUCUACGGCUACAUCGCCACUCAAGACCCCCCAGGAGGAACAGUCCCAGACCCUCACUCCUCCAGGCAAGGGUCCCACAGCAGGGGUGCGCAGCCCAAGCUGUGGUCGACAGCAGGCCUCUCUCCGAGGGGGUAAACUAGUGCUGCCAGCACCUGGAGCCUCAGGGGGUCGUAACCUGCCACGCUCUCUGCUGGGGUCAGCACCAGGCAGCGACUCUGAAAGCGGCGUUUUCGUCAUUCCCACCAUGCUGCCACCCAACAGUUCACGUCAUUCCAGAAUGUUCUCUCCCAACAAAGAGGCGGAGCUAGCCUUCAGGCAGCAGCUUGACUCCAUCAGUAUGCAUUCAGAUCUUUUCCUUUCCAAACAGAGAAAACCUCGGAGCAGACAGCUACGGAAGCCCCUUGUCGUUCAGCGAACCCUGCUUCCCCGCACUACCGGCGACUCUCCUCAGCAUGUGUGCUCCGUCUCCAUCCUCUCCAACUCCUCAGCAACAGGAACUGGCUCCUUCCGGCCAAUCCAAACCCGUCUGGCCCCCUCUUCCCGCCCUCUCCCCUCCAAAUCCUCCUCUGCAAACUUGAGCUCUGCAACAACCAGCCAGCUCUCCAGUGCCAUUGACUUGGCAGCUAAGACUGCAGGCAUCAUACCUAGUAGCCCCUGUCGGGAGCUCGAAUCCCCAAAUGUUGACAGCAGCAACCUGCUUGGUUCCACAGCCAGUGCUGAUGGGGAAUCGGACACACAGCUCCUCCAGCACAACACUCCAGAGAAUGGCCAGCCCCCACCUUCUCCUGGAGUGGCAACAAGUGGGGAUUCACUCCUCUCACCGCCCAGUGUCGCCUCACUCCUGGACAUCUCUCUGCCUGGGCCUCCUGAAGAGGCCAUGGCACCUGGAGAACCCCAAACACACAUCAGUGACUCAAUCAUUGAGCUCGCCAUCAACUCUGCCAAUUAUGGUGAAGAGGCCUCCCUCUCCCCAGCCAAAAUUAACAACAGUGACGGCUCAAAGCUUUUGGCCUCCUCGCCCCCGGUCAGCCCAUCCCGGGGCUGGAUCCCCUCACCCAGCCAUGACCCCCAGUGGUACCCCAACGACUCGUCCGACUCCACAUUAGGAUGCCUCCUCUCCAGCCUGGUGUCUCCUGAUAAGGGCAGACGAACCACCCUCACCCCCUCUGGCCCCUCCAGUGGUACAGCCCUUCUCGGUCCCAGCCUCCUGGACUGCAACUCGCAUGAUUCCUUUCAAUCUCGUGGCCUUCCAGAUGUGGCAGAAAUGGACACCCAGCUGGCCUGUAUGAUGAGCGAGAGCAGUGUUGAUUACAUCGCUCGCUUCAACGACCUGGCGCAGGAGCUUGCUGUGACCGAGCCCUCCAUUCCACCUCCCUGAGCCCUGACAGGAACUGACCCAUCCCAUC
Molecule: messenger RNA, 3830 nt
Organism: Lampris incognitus (smalleye Pacific opah)
Lineage: Eukaryota; Metazoa; Chordata; Actinopteri; Lampriformes; Lampridae
Gene: cramp1
Product: cramped chromatin regulator homolog 1
Exons: 21
Coding region: 263-3802 (1179 amino acids)
Biological process (GO): pattern specification process
Cellular component (GO): nucleus
Molecular function (GO): chromatin binding
Source: RefSeq, a predicted model, not a curated record